AUGACUUCACUCAAGUCUAAUCAUGAGGAAAGUAAAGAUUCUCAAGGGGCCAAGACUACUCUCAAUGCAUUCCACCUCGAAGAAGUCGGUGGCACCGAGGAACUGCUCCAUGUCGCUGAGCAGGCGGCCGAGAUUCGGUGCAGCCCCUGGACCAAGAGCAUGUUCCGGCUGUAUGGAUGCCUGCUUAUCUCCUACUUCUGUGGGUGUCUCAACGGGUUUGAUGGCUCCUUGAUGGGCGGGCUUAAUGCCAUGGAAUCUUAUCAAAAUGCGUUUCACACGCAAGUACAUAUCUUCCUUCAGGAACCACAGGAUCGCAAGUCGGAUUCAUCAUGGCAGUCUACAACAUUGGCUCUGUGGCCGCGAUUCCUUUUACAGGCCCAGUUAACGACUAUUUUGGCCGACGCGUGGCUCGGCUCCAUUAUAGCAAGCUGGACAAUCUACGGCUGCGCAAAGUGGGACAACCCCUACGCAUUCCGAAUCCCCAUCUGGUGCCAACUCCUCUCCUCUGUAAUUGUUGCAACCGGCAUCUGGUUCAUCCCGGAAUCCCCGCGGUGGCUAAUCGCAAACGGCAAAAUCGAGCAAGCUCGGGCAGUUCUGACUCGAUAUCACGGCGAAGGCUCAGAGACACAUCCAGUCGUGCUCCUGCAAAUGGUCGAAAUGCAACAAACCAUCCGCCAAGACGCCUCGGACAAGAAAUGGUGGGAUUACAAAGAACUCAUCAGCACCCACUCCGCACGUCGUCGGCUUAUCUGCGUGCUUGGUAUGGCUUGUUUCGGGCAGCUGAGCGGUAAUUCAGUCACAGGGUACUACCUCCCUGUGAUGAUCGCGAAUGCGGGGAUAACAUCUGAAGAAACACAGUUGUUGAUUAAUGGAUUGAACCCUGUGAUCUGCUUUAUAGCAGCUAUUAUUGGUGCCCAGUAUUGCGAUAAAAUUGGCCGCAGACCUCUCUUGCUUGUCUCAAUUGCUUGCUGCUCUGUCUGCUUCGCUGUUAUUGCCGGGACGUCCAAAGCCGCAAUUGAAGGAAAUCCCCACGCGGCAAAUGGCACGAUCGUCUUCGUCUUUAUCUUCGGUGCGAUCUUUUCCUUUGGCUGGACCCCCUUGCAGACGAUGUAUAUCGUUGAGACUCUUACAACCACAACUCGCGCGAAAGGGACAGCAGUGGCCAAUCUUGCCUCUGCGGCUAGUAGUGUCGUGAUUGGGUAUUCCUCUGGCCCAGCAUUUGCAGACAUCGGUUACUAUUUUUACUUGUUUUUCGUCUUUUGGGAUAUUUUCGAGGGUGUUUUUAUUUACUUCUUCUUUGCCGAGACGAAGGACAGGACUUUGGAGGAGAUGAAUGAGGUUUUUGAGGCGAAGGACCCGGUCAAGAAGAGUCUCGAGAAGCGCAACACCGAGACAGUGUUCAAUACUGUCCAUGCGAAUACUACAGAGACGGCAUAG
Molecule: messenger RNA, 1437 nt
Organism: Penicillium arizonense
Lineage: Eukaryota; Fungi; Ascomycota; Eurotiomycetes; Eurotiales; Aspergillaceae
Exons: 4
Coding region: 1-1437 (478 amino acids)
Biological process (GO): carbohydrate transport; transmembrane transport
Cellular component (GO): membrane
Molecular function (GO): carbohydrate:proton symporter activity
Source: RefSeq, a predicted model, not a curated record